GAGAUAGCGCUUUCUUGCAAAACCAAUUGCAUCACAGCACAACCUGUAGGACUCUGUCGUCGGUCCUCUUUCCUUUUCCCUUCUCCGAACCGCCACAUCAAUCCCACCCGUAGGGAUCUUCUAUUCAAGUCAUUUGAUUGACGGCGCGACUUCUUUUUCUUCGAAUCCCUCGGUCUCGAAGAACCCGUCCUCUCUCCCCCCCAUUCCUCCCGCGACACGAACACAUCAACCUCUUCCACAAUCAUGUUCAAGCUCGGACGCAGCCGGUUGGCUUCUGCCAUCCAAACUUCCUCGAGGGUCGCCGCCUCGCCUGCCAGAUUCCCGGGUCUCGCGCAGCAACAAAGGAGAAACCUCAGCAUUCACGAGUACCUCUCCGCCGACCUCCUGCGCCAGUAUGGAGUCGGUGUCCCCAAGGGUUCCGUCGCGAAGUCGGCCGCCGAGGCCAAGGCCGUCGCAAAGGAGAUCGGUGGUGAGGACAUGGUCAUCAAGGCCCAGGUCCUUGCCGGUGGACGUGGAAAGGGUAGCUUCGACAACGGCCUCAAGGGCGGUGUUCGCGUCAUCUACUCCCCUACCGAGGCCGAGAUGUUCGCCGAGCAGAUGAUUGGCCACAAGCUCAUCACCAAGCAGACGGGCGCCGGCGGCAAGCUCUGCAACUCGGUCUACAUCUGCGAGCGCAAGUUCGCCCGCCGCGAGUUCUACCUCGCCAUCCUCAUGGACCGCGCCUCCCAGGCCCCCGUCAUCGUCUCCUCCUCCCAGGGUGGCAUGGACAUCGAGACCGUCGCCAAGGAGAACCCCGAGGCCAUCAUCACCACCAACAUCGACAUCAACAAGGGUGUCACCGACGAGAUCGCUCGCGACAUCGCCGUCAAGCUCGGCUUCAGCGAGCAGUGCAUCGAGGACGCCAAGGACACCAUCCAGAAGCUCUACCAGAUCUUCCUCGAGAAGGACGCCACCCAGAUUGAGAUCAACCCCCUCUCCGAGACUUCUGACCACAAGGUCCUCUGCAUGGACGCCAAGUUCGGCUUCGACGACAACGCCGACUACCGCCAGAAGGACAUCUUCGCCCUGCGCGACACCACCCAGGAGGACGCUGACGAGGUCCGCGCCGCCGAGUCCGGCCUCAACUUCAUUAAGCUCGAUGGUGACAUUGGCUGCCUCGUCAACGGUGCCGGUCUGGCCAUGGCCACCAUGGACAUCAUCAAGCUGAACAAGGGCACGCCCGCCAACUUCCUCGACGUCGGUGGCGGUGCCACCCCGGCCGCCAUCAAGGAGGCUUUCGAGCUCAUCACCAGCGACCCCAAGGUCUCGGCCAUCUUCGUCAACAUCUUCGGUGGUAUCGUCCGCUGCGACCUCAUCGCCCAGGGUCUCAUCAACACCUCUAAGGAGCUCAACCUCAAGAUCCCCAUCAUCGCCCGUCUCCAGGGUACCAACGUCGAGGCCGCUCACGAGAUCAUCAACAACUCCGGUAUGAAGAUCUUCUCCAUCGACGACCUCCAGACCGCGGCCGAGAAGGCCGUGCAACUGUCCAAGGUCGUGAAGAUGGCUCGUGAAAUUGACGUCGGCGUCGAGUUCUCCCUGGGUAUCUAAAGCUCUAGCGUUGUGUUUUAGACUGGCCUCGCCCUGUACAUUAAUUAACAAGCCCUAGGUUGAAUGAAGGAGCUAGCACUGGGAGCCUCAAAUAUCAGACUUUUGUGUUGUUCAAAUGCCAUUCCCACGUACUCCAAGCCA
Colletotrichum destructivum is the source of this 1728-nucleotide messenger RNA. Its product is annotated as Putative succinate--CoA synthetase, beta subunit, ATP-citrate lyase/succinyl-CoA ligase. The coding region runs from base 244 to 1587 and encodes 447 amino acids. The record is from RefSeq and is a predicted model, not a curated record. NCBI's taxonomy places the organism in Eukaryota, Fungi, Ascomycota, Sordariomycetes, Glomerellales, Glomerellaceae. Gene Ontology annotation, cellular component: succinate-CoA ligase complex; mitochondrion. Gene Ontology annotation, biological process: succinyl-CoA metabolic process; tricarboxylic acid cycle. Gene Ontology annotation, molecular function: succinate-CoA ligase (ADP-forming) activity; metal ion binding; ATP binding. The transcript is spliced from 3 exons.